AUGAGUCUGGACGAGGACGCUCGCUGGCUGGAGUGGGUCACCAGACAGUUCGAGAGCAUCGCAGGAGACAACAAGGAAAUCGACCUGGAUGAGUUCAAAACGGCUCUGAAGGUCAAAGAAUCGUUCUUCGCCGAGCGUUUCUUCGCUCUGUUCGACUCGGACGGCAGCAGCUCCAUCAGUCUGGACGAGCUGCUCAAAGCUCUGGACCUGCUGAUCCACGGCAGCGAGACCGACAAGCUCAAGUUCCUGUUUCAGGUUUACGACGUGGACGGCAGCGGCUCCAUCGACCCAGAUGAGCUCAGAACAGUUCUAAAGUCGUGUCUGCGCGAGAGCGCCAUCUCUCUGCCGGAGGAGAAACUGGACGACCUGACGCUGGCGCUGUUCGAGUCAGCUGAUAAAGACAACAGCGGCGCCAUCACCUUCGAGGAGCUGAAGGCUGAGCUGGAGACUUUUCCAGAGGUGAUGGAGAACCUCACCAUCAGUGCUGCUAACUGGUUGAAACCUCCUGACGUGGAAGAGAAGAAGCGUCGUCAUACCCCUCGUUACCUGACGAGGGCGUACUGGCAGAACAACAGUCGGAAGCUGUUCUUUCUCUGCGUCUACGCCGGCCUCAGUCUGACGCUGUUCGUCGGCGCCAUGCUGCAGCACAGCCAGGGGGGGGCGUGGUUGAUGGUUGCCAAGGGCUGCGGACAGUGUCUCAACUUUAACUGCACCUUUGUCAUGGUGCUGAUGCUGCGGCGCUGCUUGACGUGGCUGAGGACCACGUGGCUGCUGAGGGUUCUUCCUCUGGACCAGAACAUCUUACUGCAUCAGAUCGUGGGUUACUCCAUCCUCUGCUACACGCUGGUUCACACCACCGCACACGUCUUCAACUUCGUCCAUCUGUCCCAGAGCAGUGGCUUCAGUUUGUGGGAGUACCUGCUCACCACCCGGCCGGGGGUCGGGUGGGUGAAGGGGACGGCCUCGGUGACCGGUGUGGUUCUACAGGUGGUGAUCUGCCUCAUGGUUCUCUGCUCCAGCACCUUCGUACGACGCAGCGGACACUUUGAAGUGUUCUACUUGUCUCACCUGUCCUACGUGUGGGUGUGGUCUCUGCUCAUGGUUCACUGUGCAAACUUCUGGAAGUGGUUUGUGGUCCCGGGUCUGGUUUUCGUGCUCGAGAAGAUAGUGGGAAUCGCAGUUUCUCGUAUGGGAGGUCUCUACAUCGUGGAGGUCAUCCUGCUGCCGUCCAAGGUGACUCACCUGGUCAUCAAACGUCCUCAGUUCUUUCAUUUCAAACCUGGAGAUUACGUCUACGUCAACAUUCCCGUCAUCGCCAAGUACGAGUGGCACCCGUUCACCAUCAGCAGCGCGCCAGAGCAGUCGGACGCUCUGUGGCUGCACAUCCGUUCGAUGGGCCAGUGGACGAACCGCCUGUACGAGUACUUCAGACGACCAGAGAGCGAGACGCUCAGUCCCAAGAGGCUGGCGACGAGCCUGAGGAACCGCAGGCAGCUGAGGGCCCAGUUUGGUGAAAAUCACCGGUUCUGCAACAUCAAGUGUUAUGUAGAUGGACCGUAUGGGACUCCGACCAGACAGAUCUUUGCCUCUGAGCACGCUGUCUUGAUCGGCGCCGGCAUCGGCAUCACACCCUUCGCUUCCAUCCUGCAGAGCAUCAUGUAUCGAUACAGACGCAGGAAACAGAACUGUCCCAACUGUAACUACUCGUGGUGUGAAAACAUUAAAGACAGCGACAUGAAGCUACGCAAAGUCGACUUCAUCUGGAUCAACAGAGACCAGAAGUCAUUUGAAUGGUUUGUUAGUUUACUGACCAAACUGGAGAUGGACCAGGCUGACGAGGAGCCGGAAGGACGAUUCCUGGAGAUGCACAUGUACAUGACGUCAGCGCUCAGUAAGAAUGACAUGAAGGCCAUCGGCCUGCAGAUGGCACUGGACCUCCUGGCCAAGAAGGAGAAGAGAGACUCCAUCACUGGGCUGAGGACCAGAACCCAACCUGGGAGACCUGAGUGGGGGAAGGUGUUUCAGAAAGUGUCCGAGGAGAACAAGGGGAAGGUCCACGUGUUUUACUGCGGCUCUCCGGCUCUGGCUAAACUCAUCAAGGCUCAGUGUGAACACUUCGGCUUCAACUUCUACAAGGAGAACUUCUGAGGAGGCUGCUGCUGUGAGUGUGUGUGUGUCUGUGUGUGUUUAUAUGUGUAUCUGUAUCUGUGUGUCUGUGUGUGUCUGUGUGUCUGUGUGUGUGUGUGUGUGUGUGUGUGUUGGACAGAUAUAUACACUGCUGUGGUUUAUAUCAUGAAUCUGUGUAGUUGACUCAUUCACCUCAGCAGCACGUUCAGGUUCUUUAGAAGAAAAGUGUGUGAACGUUAACGUCUGCAGAGAAUGAAGAGUUCACAGUUAAUGAGCUCACUAAGAGCAGAAGUGUAACAUUACAUAAACACAGUUUAUCUAUUGACAUCAUGUGACUGAACAGUAACUGAGGGGGCUGUGUUUUCUUUAAGACGUUCUGCUGUGGUUGUGUCGGAGGAACCGUCCUCUGUUCUCUUUAGAACAUCUGCCUCCAGAAGCUGCUGAUGCUCAGUGGAUUCCCUUCUUCCUUCUGUCGGUUCUGUCCCUCUCAAGAGAAAAACCACAAAGGCUGGUUCAAAAGAAAGUCAAAACGGUGUGAGAGGAAGAGACACAAAAUAAAAGUGAAUGGGAUA
Molecule: messenger RNA, 2699 nt
Organism: Hippoglossus stenolepis (Pacific halibut)
Lineage: Eukaryota; Metazoa; Chordata; Actinopteri; Pleuronectiformes; Pleuronectidae
Gene: nox5
Product: NADPH oxidase, EF-hand calcium binding domain 5
Exons: 15
Coding region: 1-2148 (715 amino acids)
Biological process (GO): superoxide anion generation; defense response
Cellular component (GO): NADPH oxidase complex; plasma membrane
Molecular function (GO): superoxide-generating NAD(P)H oxidase activity; calcium ion binding
Source: RefSeq, a predicted model, not a curated record